This is a messenger RNA of Limanda limanda (common dab), 1747 nucleotides long. It is a transcript of the gene spc25, whose product is annotated as SPC25 component of NDC80 kinetochore complex. The record is from RefSeq and is a predicted model, not a curated record. Lineage: Eukaryota; Metazoa; Chordata; Actinopteri; Pleuronectiformes; Pleuronectidae. The coding region runs from base 64 to 777 and encodes 237 amino acids. The transcript is spliced from 7 exons. Gene Ontology annotation, cellular component: Ndc80 complex. Gene Ontology annotation, biological process: chromosome segregation.
UAUUUGAAAAUAACGUCUGUUUCAGCCACAGGACGUAAAGAGAAAAAAGCUGAAAACAACACCAUGACGUCCAUCACUGAUCCCAGCUCCAGUGUCCGGUUCACCAGUGCAAUGGAGAAUAGCCACAACAAUCUGCUGAAAGAAUAUGGAGAGAUACUGGACACAUCUACAGAGUUGUGUCAGUCCCACAGACAGUUUGUGAAGUCUGCACUUGAUACAUGUUUAAAGAAAUGCAAGGAUGAUGAGAUGCUGUUUGAGACGAUACAGACGUACAAAAAGGAUGUUGAACAGAAGACUGUAUCAAUGAAGCAGAGACAACGUGAUAUUUCUGAGGUCGUAUCUGAGAUCCAGGAGAAGGAGAUGCAGAAAGAUGAAAUCAUUCAGAAAAUCGAAAAACUUAAACGGGAACAAGCCAAGAGAAAAGAGUUGAUUGUGUCUCAAAAUAAAGCAAACAAAGACAGACUGAAAAAUCUCCAGAAAGCCAGAAUAGUCUUUCAGGAUCAUUUGGGGAUGGAAAUACGGACAAUAAUUGGCAAAACACAAUUGGUUAAAGGUGAAAAGUUGCAGUUUGUUUUCCGGAAUAUCAACCCCUCAAACCAAGAGAGCGCCUACAUCGUCACAAUGGGGAUUAAGGAAGACGGAGCUUACCAGAUUGUGUCUAGUGACCCAGUGCUCGAGUGUUUGCCGGCAUUGGAACGUCAACUUCAGGAGACCAACAACUUACCAGCAUUCCUGGCAAAUGUCAGGAAGGAGUUUAUCUCUCAGGCACGCUGCUGAGAUCAGAACGAUGGAGCGACACACGUUCUUCCUGCUCCACUGUGGACUUACGUAAACAAGGAGGAACCAUAUGAGAAGAAGGAUCUUUUUUUAAAGACAGUUUUUAAUCGGUAUCUACAGACCUGUAAACAACACAUUAUCCAACGUCUGUGUUUAUGGAUCUACAGUACAGGUAUGUUCCAGGAAAAUAAUUGAAAAUUCACAUUUGAUAUUUUUUCAUGUAUUUAAUUAUUUUUCAGUAUAUUUUUAUUUUCCUGUGUUCCAUUAUUAAAACACAUCGAUUUUUUUUUUACAGUAAUUCACUUCGCUUGCAUUUCAUGUGGCUUAAAUAAUGAAAAAUUCUAACAACAAUGCAAAAUAACGAAAAGAAACAGUGACAAAAAUCAUCCUGUCGGCAAAGGAAGGUGUGUCAUCAAACUGAGUGCAAUUGGAUUUAUUAAUGAUUUUAAAACGAUGAAUAUCAUUAAGUCACUACAUGGAUGGGAACGUGAUCUGUUAAAAGACGUCUCUUCCAUUUCUUUGCCGUGCAUCGUAGAAGUGAAUCCUCAAUUCAUGGUUCCUUUUUAGUUUUUUAUAUAUUCAGGCAUCAGAUGAUUGGACGCUGUCUAACACAGGCAGCUCCUCCACAUAGGUUGAUGGGAAAUGUCCCGUCUCUCCAUUUAGUUGACCAAACCACCAACCAUUGUCCUCUCUGGUGUAAAUGUCCAGAAGAUCUCCUGUGAAAUACAAACAAGUCCUUACAUUCGUUUUUCCAUCUUCCUCUUCUGUCGCUUUAUAUCAUCUGCGUCUGAGUUGUAACUCACCUUCUGUCAAAGUCAGUUCAUCUGCCUGUUCAGAUUGGAAGUUGUACAGAGCCUUGCAUUUUCCUACACUGCAGAACGCUGCCGUUGUUUGACCUGUAAAUUGUUAAUAUUUUUUCAUGUUACUGUAAAUGUAUGUGGUUUUAAAUAAAUCUUAGCGUGUAUGAAAA